AUGCCGACACUCCUCGACCAUGUCGACCGCUUCACUUAUACCGCUCAGACAAUAAAAUCAGUAACGAAGGCAGCGUCCGAGCUCCAUCCAUCUCCCUACGUACGCGCGGUCUUGCGCACACCACUCGGCGAUCUUGCGCGCGACGUUGAUACGUCUGAACUUGGUCUCUUCACUCUUGUACCCGACGCGUCUCCUCUCUCAGCACCGAGCGAUGAUGUUGGUGCAUCGGCUGCACAAAAAGGCUCCGUGGCACGUGUUGAGUUUCCUGGUGCAACUCCGCUCCGAAAGCCUGCUGGUGCAUCUAAGCAUGGUCGUCGCGAGAAUGACAAGGAGCCUGAAGUGUAUGCGGAAGCUGCACUCAAGUACCUUGACCGCUAUCAAUCAAUUCGACCAAUGCCUCGGGCACGUCAAGAAGUAGUGGCCAUUAUUGAGCGACUUAAUUCGAUUCGCAGCGAUAUUGCAUCGCUAAAUGAGACUACUGAUCACAAAACCGAACCGGAUUCACAACCUGAACCAACAAUCCACGAUGAAGAGAAACGCAUCCAGGAACUCAACAUGCGGAUUAAACAGUUAAAAGCAAGAAAAGAGGUCCUUCUCAAGAAGCAAAAUGUACAUGACUCUCCGGCUGUCGAGGCAGCGAAAGACAAAGAAGAAGACGCAUUCUGGUCAGACCCAGCCACUUCUCGUAAACCUCGCACGGGACGCAAAAGCCUCCUCAUUCCGACACUAGCACGAGGCACUGUUGGACCAGAUGAUAGCUUGCUCCUUGACGCUCAUGUUAAGGUCGACCUGGGUGCCAUGCUCGGUGACGUAUCUAUGAACUCGCUUGCGGAUGCGGCGCCAACACCGCUACCACCUUCACGGACGACGCAGACUAGUGGAGAAAAACAAAAAAGAGAUCCAGCGUCGGUACCAUUGCCCUCGUGCUCUCCUUCUCCAGCUCCAGUUUCUGGAUUGAAUGGAGAUGCAUCCGUGGAAGCGCCAUUAGUAGAUGACAGUAUUAAUAUAGCAGAUGAAGGAGAUACUACCGUAAUAUUAACCAAACCAAACCGUCCACCUUCACCUCCUCCCCGUGCCGCAACACCUCCAGCCAUGCCAUCAACGCCAUCAAGGGCUCCAGAGACACCGGGACCUCAAAUAAACGCGACACCAGGACCUGGAGUGACUGCGACUCCUGGCACAGCAAAGAUAGGCCGUGUCAAAAUUACUAUGGAUACUGAACGGAUUGCUGCAAAGAUCUGGUCUACAGUAGGAGACAUCAUCAUGCCAGGGCAUCCGUUCAACACUGCAGCUGCUGCAACGACGAAUAAACCACCUCGUGCAAAAGAGACAGUAGCCCUCCUUCAAAACCUUUCCACGCAGAAACCACCACCCGCAUCGCCAGCCGUCUCUCACUCCACCCUAUCCUUUACCACCGAUCCGUCAACACAAAGUAUACACGCUAUUCUGACUGCGCACCUACUGCUUGCGCUUAUCAACGCCGUUCCACGUCAUGGUAUGCCACUUGCCGCUGCGAAAGCUGUCCUUGCUGAGGCAAAUAAGGGUCUAAGUAGCGGAGCGCCAGUGGAUCCAAUGGACGAAAGUCUUGGGCUGCUGGGUGGGGGCGAUAAGGCGAUGGAGACGCGUGCAUUAUACGGUUGUGUAGCAAAACGAUUAUUGAAGAUUGAUCGGACUGGGCGAGAGCAGCUUGUUAAAUUUAAUGUAUGA
Fomitiporia mediterranea MF3/22 is the source of this 1707-nucleotide messenger RNA. RefSeq lists its product as uncharacterized. Bases 1 to 1707 code for a protein of 568 amino acids. NCBI's taxonomy places the organism in Eukaryota, Fungi, Basidiomycota, Agaricomycetes, Hymenochaetales, Hymenochaetaceae. The record is from RefSeq and is a predicted model, not a curated record. The transcript has 6 exons.